This is a messenger RNA of Peronospora belbahrii, 1707 nucleotides long. Lineage: Eukaryota; Oomycota; Peronosporomycetes; Peronosporales; Peronosporaceae. The record is from the annotation of a GenBank genome assembly.
AUGUGGGUCUUGGACGUAGUGGCGGGUGGCUCCGACACAACUUUCUACCUCAUGGCUGGCGAGUGGACCAUAGGACGCAAGAACUGUCAUCUUAACUUUUAUGCGGACUCGUCCAUCUCGCGCACGCACGCUUUUAUCCGCGUAGAGGCCUUAGCACCCAAGCAAUUAGCGGAUCCGUCGACGCGGCCAGUGCUGGAGCUAAGUGACCAAAACUCGCGUUUUGGUUCAUUUGUCAAUCAAGACCAGUGCUUUGAAACGCGUCGGUUGUGCCAUGGUGACCAGAUUUCGUUCGGGGCAAAGAAAACAGUGUUGCGUGUGCGCUACCAGACGUUUGUGCUUGUGGCUUCACGGAUCCAGCGAGUGAAUCGAGCGCAGGUGAACGAUACGUGUCAGCGCCUUGGUAUGCACUUGAUUGAGGCGGAGAGUAAGGACGCUACGCAUUGUAUUAUGGACCCAGGACGCGUUGUGGCGACUGUAAAAGUGCUCUGGGCACUGGUGUUUAACCAGCCCGUGGUGUGCACACCAUGGAUAUACGCCAUUUUGAACCGCUCCAGUGUAUCAGAACCAUUGCCACGUUGUGAAGAAUUUCUACCUUCGGACCCAUCCAUUCCGUCGGUGGAAAGCAAUUAUCUGCCGAAUCCUUUGCGCAAGACGCUAUUCCUUGGAUACGCAGUGGUGUUUCUGAUGCCACAGGCGAUGCAAGAGCUUGUUUCAGCAAUGGGUGGCGUCGUGGUUGCCGCAUACAAAGACUUUGAAGAGGAUGAUCAUUUGCUGCGCGAAUUAUAUUCUCUAGCGUUAAGUAAGCGCUUGCUGCUGGUGGAGCCUCCAAAGGUCACGGGGUUCUCCAGCGUGGCAGUUGAGAAUGAACAGCGAACUUUUGCUGCUAAUGACGCUUCCUCCUCUGUUGAUAUAGUGGAGCGACGAGUGAAGUUGUUGAAGUCUUUGGGUGCUGUCUUUACGAGCGUACAAGAACUAGCGGCAAGUGUAGUUUUUGUUAAAGCGCACACGGCAUUCAACGAUUCCGCUUUCAGCAGCAGUCUCGAAAAUCACGCAAAGACUGUCCAAGCAAUAAGCUGUCCGGACCAAUUGAGCCUACGAUCCGCGUCGGCAGAGGAACACGAGGACAAAGAGAUCAAAGUAAAUCACGAGGAUACGGAUGAGGGCUUCCCACAAAGUGAUGUUGCAGAUAUGGCGAUCAAAGAGGACUCCGAACAACUCACCGCUUUUCAUUAUGAUAGUGAAAAGGUUCCCGUUAGAGAGGCUCAAGGACAAGAUAAAGUGUCUUCAUCGUCAAGUAUGAGUGAGCGUGGGAUAACGCCAGAAACGCUGGAUGAUGUGGGUCAGUCAGCAUGGAAGUCUUCACGUGUUUUGCGUCGGCAAGACGUAAAAUCUGAUCUACAGGAUAAUGAUUGUGGCAAGCCAGUCGUGGUAACCUGUGAGUUGAUUGUGAAGAAAAGAGAGCUUUCUUGCCAGGACAAGAACAGAGGACAUGGUUUGGUGAACUACAAGCGCUUCAGGAAAGGAAAUGGAUGUGAAUUACGCUCUUCGACCGCUUCUUUGUUUCCCCAUCGAACUAUAGUUAGCGUGGUCAAUAACGCCAAUCGUGUAGCACUACAGAAAAAUCUUGACACUAUGGAAGAGCAGGAGCGCAUCGCAGAAGAGUUAUUUGCUAUGGGAGAAGGAAGAACCAAGACGAAGCUGUUUUAG